AUGGCUUCGCCCGCUAGACCUCCUCGGGCCCCGCCCUCUCCAUACACCACCCAACCCUCUAGAGGCCUCGAUCCGCGAAAGGCCAAAAGAAUUCUUGUGCCAGCCACUCCAGAGUACCAAAAAAUAUACAAUGAAAUUCGGCAGUCGCUUGAACGCUUGAACCUGCAGACUCAUCUUGCCUCGCAACAGGGUUUACCACCCCCUCCCACAGCUCCGUCCACUAGUACUAUUCAUUCGCCUAUAGAGGAUCCCGGAACACCCUCAACCCAAAGCAUCACAGCACAAGACGCAGAUCCGCCGAGACGUCAACGAGGUAGGAGGAGAGGCCCUCUCGACACCGAUACGAGAUUGAAAACUGCACUCAAGAGGAAGCUCAAACUCACUUGCCGACGCCAUCGAGCUAAAAAGAUCACUUGUGACUGCCAUGAUUUUAGCAAGCUAGAGGAGAAUUAUAAAAACUCCCAGCCCCUACCGUCCUCGAGUCAUACCAGGUCGCAUGCCCGAAACGAUAGCCAGUUACUUCCACCCCUAGAACAAAGACUGAACGGUGAGACGUUUGGUGCUGGCGGUGCCGCGAUAGUAUCACCCGAUCUAGGCGCUCCGGGUGCCUCAGACGCCUCGGACGCCCUGCCCAACGAGCUCACCUUGGGUCCGUCCACCAGUGGCCGCGAGGAUGUAGUUCGACGAAGUGUACAGGAGAUUCUCAAUGGCUUUGAUUCCCAAGGAGUUUAUUUGAGCCAAAGGAUGUUACAGGUCAGAGACCCACCUUAUCUCCCAGGUAAUCACAUGGGUGCACAACCGCAACAUGGGCCCAUGGAAAGCGAACUCGUCGAGAUUGGUAGCCAGAUGCACGACUAUCCGACCCGUUGGCAAUGCGAAUAUAGAGGUCCUGUGGACUCCUUGUCAGAUGUCUCGUCGGAAGCGUGUUGCUGGACUGGGCCGAUCGAGCAGCUACCGGGCCAUUUUCGAGACGAACACCACCCCUUUCAAGAAGCUUGCCCGAGCAUUAGGCUCGUGUGUGCUCAUUGUGGUCUCCAAGUAUCAAAUCACGGUGACCCUAAGUCGCCACCGUCGCCAUUUCCGUGUUUAAGAGAAAGUUGUCCGGGCUCGACUUGGCAGAGGUGGUACUACGGAUCUAUGCGAGAUGAGUCUGUGGCUGGAUCUGGAAUAACGUUAACGUUAUCUAGCGAAUCUGACACCGGAAAUUCUUGGAUUUUGCCUCCGGAUGGGAGCCAGCCUUGGCAGGGUGCGGGAGGCUCAAACGACGGAUAUAGCCGGCACUUUAGCGGCGGGAAUCCGUAUGAGUAUUCUUAUAACUUGCACGAUACCAAGUGGGACACUGGCAGUGAUACGUCUAGCCACUCCUCCUCCGAGUCUUCCGAGUCUUCCACAGACUCUUCCACAGACUCUAGUCGCUAUUUACCGGAUCGACUUCAUCCUCCUGCUGACUCCAAGUAUUUUUCCAAAUGGCACCCGCCGGACCCGACGACGACGAAGACGACGUCGUGCGAUGCCGUCGAGCCCAUGUGCUUCUCUCACCAGUGCCCCAUACGCCUAGUGUCUCGCGCCAGGCUACGCCCCGCCUAUCUGUUUGCCAUCGUGCUCCUGUCGUUAACCAGAGUGGCCCAAGAAAGCCUCUACACGACCAAACCGAACCUACCCACGUCUCACGCGGCGAAUCCCGACACGACCGAUAGUUUUUGUUGGCUGGGGCUGCCCCUGCUUCUGUUUGGAUUCGUGGUUACAUGGACUAUCAAGGACCGAUUCAAGUCUUGGAAUAUACACGAGCCUAAUAAUCCUCAAGCUAUUAAUGGCCGUCCACAUCCUAGAAGGCGAUUACCAUCCAUCGGAUACGAUGAAAUCAAAUCCUGGCGUCGUUUUGGCACACUGAUGACAGCGUGA
Messenger RNA from Hypoxylon fragiforme, 1902 nucleotides. RefSeq lists its product as uncharacterized. The coding region runs from base 1 to 1902 and encodes 633 amino acids. Lineage: Eukaryota; Fungi; Ascomycota; Sordariomycetes; Xylariales; Hypoxylaceae. The transcript is spliced from 3 exons. The record is from RefSeq and is a predicted model, not a curated record.